Molecule: messenger RNA, 1603 nt
Organism: Quercus lobata
Lineage: Eukaryota; Viridiplantae; Streptophyta; Magnoliopsida; Fagales; Fagaceae
Product: protein rough sheath 2 homolog
Exons: 1
Coding region: 256-1437 (393 amino acids)
Source: RefSeq, a predicted model, not a curated record
UAGAAAUAAAGAGACCUAAUGAGUGGCUAGAUAAGGUAACUCUCAUCCUAGCCUUUUCAACCCUUUAAAGUUUACCCAUCACUUCCCAAAUUCCAUUCUUAAAUUCCACUCUCUCUCUCACUCUCUCACAUACAGAUUACAGACAUGGAGUCGGUGUAGGUAGCACCAUAGAAAGUACCCCCAAUAUGGAUCAUUAGUGAUCCACACCCAUCUAAAAAAAAAAACCAUAAAAAAGCCAACAAAAAUGGUGUUGAAAUGAAGGAGCGUCAGCGUUGGCAGCCAGAGGAAGACGCACUCCUCCGAGCUUACGUGAAGCAAUAUGGGCCAAAAGAAUGGAACCUCAUUUCCCAACGCAUGCCCCAACCUCUCCACCGUGACCCUAAAUCCUGUCUCGAACGCUGGAAAAACUACCUAAAACCAGGCCUCAAGAAAGGCUCUCUCACCCCUGAAGAACAGUCCCUCGUCAUUUCUCUCCAAGCCAAGUACGGCAACAAGUGGAAGAAGAUCGCCGCCGAGGUCCCCGGCCGCACCGCCAAACGCCUCGGCAAAUGGUGGGAGGUCUUCAAAGAAAAAAAGCUCAAACAACAGCAAAAGCAAAAUCUCCACCUCAAUACUAACCACCCCCACAACUAUUCCGAGUAUUCACAUUCUGAUUGUACGGACAGCAUUCCCACCGUGGUUGUGGGGUCCACUUCCUCUUCCGAGAAGGUCGGUCAGGGUCCGUACGAUCAUAUCUUGGACACCUUUGCUGAAAAGUACGUGCUGCCCCAGCCUAAAAAUAUGGCUCCGGUGCUUCCGGGCAUUUCUCUAUCCGACCCGGACCGGGUUUUGUCUCUCGGGUCGAAUACUCCGACGACUACUACUGCUACGACGUCGUCUUCGUCCGUGUCGGUGAUUCCGUUGUGGAUGAAUAUGAAUAUGAAUAUGAACAUGAAUAUGAAUGUGAGUACGACGUCGUCUUCUGCCACAUCGGCGACGACGCCGUCUCCAUCGGUUAGUUUAUCGCUCUCUCCAUCUGACCCGGGUUUGGAUCCGGAUAUAAAUCCGACCCGGGUGUAUCUGGGUCAGCAAAUGGGUAGCUUGGUCCAGUAUGUGAAGGAGGUUGAGGAAGGGAGGCAGAGCUGGGUGCAGCACAGGAAAGAGGCCUCGUGGCGGCUAAGCAGGUUGGAGCAACAGCUGGAGUCAGAGAAAGCCAGGAAGAGGAGAGAGAAAAUGGAGGAGAUUGAGGCAAAGAUUCGGUGUUUGAGAGAGGAAGAAUUGGCUUUUUUCGGUCGGAUUGAGAGUGAGUACAAAGAAGAGCUUAAUGCUUUGCAUAGAGAUGCUGAGACCAUAGAAGCCAAGUUGGUUGAGUCAUGGUGUUGCAAGCAUGUCAAGUUGGCUAAGCUUGUGGACCAGAUUAGGUUGGGCCAUACUAGUCAUGGGUUCAUUGUCCUAUAGGACAUGCUGGCUAAUCUUGGUUACUUGGUACUUUUUUUUUUUUUUUUUUUUUUUCCAAAUAUAGUUUUGGUUAUUGUCAUUGUAUUUCACUAUUUUGUACCACUUUUUUGGUUAGACUAUAGUGUAGCAGUUGUUUCCCUCAUAUUAAAUGCUUGUUUUCUUUCAA